AUGAAAAUAGAUUAGCAAAAAAUAAAUAUUUUUUAUGAUGAGAUCUGUGGAAUUUGUGAUAAAUUCAUAAAAUUGAUCAUUUAUUUAGUAAAUCCUGAGAUUUUAGAAUUGUAUUCUUUAUAGAGUGCAAUAUAGGAUGAGAAAUUAAGAAAACAAUAUGAAUUAGAUCUUUCAUCAAUUGUAGUAAUAACAUAAAAUAAAAAACUAAAAAAGUCAAAAGCAAUGUUCUAUUUACUAAAGCAAACUAAAUUGAAAUAUUUAAUAAUGGUAAUAGAAUUAUUAAUACCGUAAUUUUUGGCAGAUUGGAGUUAUGAUUUUAUUUCAAAACAUAGAGAUAAAAUUUGUAAGAUGAAAAAAAGAUGAAUAGC
Messenger RNA from Paramecium sonneborni, 368 nucleotides. The record is from the annotation of a GenBank genome assembly. NCBI's taxonomy places the organism in Eukaryota, Ciliophora, Oligohymenophorea, Peniculida, Parameciidae.